AUGUUGUACCUUGUGGGCCUCGGUCUCGCAGACGAAAAGGACAUCACAGUCCGAGGACUGGAGGUUGUCAAAUCUGCUUCAAGGGUAUAUCUAGAAGCUUAUACGAGUAUCUUGCUGGUCGAGAAGGAAAAACUAGAAGCUUACUAUGGCCGCCCUGUGAUUGUCGCGGACCGUGAACUUGUCGAGACUGGAAGCGACGAUAUCCUCGAAAAUGCCAAAGAGGUUGAUGUUGCGUUUUUAGUCGUUGGGGAUCCAUUUGGAGCAACGACACACACAGACCUCGUCCUCCGAGCCCGCGAACUCGGCAUCCCAACCAAAUCCAUCCCCAACGCCUCAAUCAUGUCUGCCAUCGGAUGCACAGGCCUGCAACUCUACAACUUCGGUCAAACCGUCAGCAUGGUAUUCUUCACAGAAACCUGGAAGCCUUCUUCGUACUACGACCGAGUUAAAGAAAACGCGCAGCUGGGACUUCACACUCUUGUGCUGCUGGACAUCAAAGUCAAGGAACAAUCGCUCGAAAAUAUGGCGCGUGGACGGAAGAUCUAUGAACCACCACGAUACAUGACUGUUGCGCAAUGCGCGAGUCAGAUGCUGGAGACGGAAGAAGAGAGACAGGAAGGUGUCUAUGGACCGGAUAGUCUUGCUAUUGGCGCUGCGCGUGUGGGUGCUCCAGACCAGAAACUUGUCGCUGGUACGUUGAAGGAGUUGACGGGUGUCGAUAUGGGAAAGCCUCUUCAUAGUUUGGUGCUGCUAGGUAAGAGGGCGCAUGAUCUGGAGAAGGAUUAUAUUGAGCAGUUUGCGGUCGAUAAGGAGACAUUCAAUGCUGCUUGGAAGAAAGGGUAUGGUCAGGCUUAG
Molecule: messenger RNA, 855 nt
Organism: Talaromyces marneffei
Lineage: Eukaryota; Fungi; Ascomycota; Eurotiomycetes; Eurotiales; Trichocomaceae
Exons: 3
Coding region: 1-855 (284 amino acids)
Biological process (GO): protein histidyl modification to diphthamide
Molecular function (GO): diphthine synthase activity
Source: RefSeq, a predicted model, not a curated record